Anguilla rostrata (American eel) is the source of this 1413-nucleotide messenger RNA. It is a transcript of the gene nudc, whose product is annotated as nudC nuclear distribution protein. Gene Ontology annotation, biological process: protein folding. NCBI's taxonomy places the organism in Eukaryota, Metazoa, Chordata, Actinopteri, Anguilliformes, Anguillidae. Gene Ontology annotation, cellular component: cytoplasm. The coding region runs from base 121 to 1131 and encodes 336 amino acids. The record is from RefSeq and is a predicted model, not a curated record. The transcript has 9 exons.
CUUGUUUCCAGGAAGAACUUUCUCGGGGAACCUCAAGAGCGUGACUACACGUUUAACUGCUCUUUUAAUUAAACUGUGCUCGGUUGUAUUUGUUUUCUUUAAAAUCAGUUAGCUGUAAACAUGGGGGAUGAUGAAGAAAAGUAUGAUGGGAUGCUGCUUGUUAUGGCACAACAACACGAAGGAGGAGUGCAAGAGUUGGUGAACACCUUCUUCAGUUUUCUCAGGCGAAAAACUGACUUCUUCACUGGUGGAGAGACUGGGGCUCCCGAGAAGCUGGUGAAGGAGUCCUUUGCUCACCAUAGUCAGCUGGCCCUGAAGGCCCACGGGGAGAAGAUGUCAAAGCAGGAGAAGGAGAAGCGGGACAAAGCGGAGCGGGCGGCUAAGCUGGCGGAGGAGGAGAAGAAGAAGAAAAUUGCAGACAAGGGGGAGGAGCCAAAGAUCAUGGAGUUGACAGACGAGGAGGCAGAGAGGCUGCAAACAGAGAUUGAUCAGAAGAAACUGGAGGAGAAAACAGAGGACCUUCCAAAGGACAGCUCAGAGCUAUCAGCAGCAAAGGGAGACAAAGGGUCUGACUCCGAGGGUGAAGAGGAUGAGAAGGACAAGGGGAAGCUGAAGCCCAAUGCUGGCAAUGGGGCCGACCUGCCCGACUACCGGUGGACACAGACCCUCUCAGAAGUGGAUCUGCUGGUGCCGUUUGGUGUGGGCUUCCGGCUGAAGGGGAAGGACGUGGUGGUGGACGUGCAGAGGCGGUCCCUAAAGGUGGGGCUGAAGGGCCACCCGCCUGUGAUCGAUGGGCAGCUGUACAACGAGGUGAAGGUGGAGGAGAGCUCCUGGCUCAUCGAGGAUGGCAAGGUGGUCACCAUCCACCUGGAGAAGAUAAACAAAAUGGAGUGGUGGAACAAGAUUAUGACUACAGAUCCUGAAAUUAAUACAAAGAAAAUCUGUCCAGAGAACUCCAAGCUGUCGGACCUGGACGGGGAGACGCGCAGCAUGGUGGAGAAGAUGAUGUACGACCAGAGGCAGAAAUCCAUGGGUCUGCCCACCUCCGAGGAGCAGAAGAAGCAGGACAUCCUUAAGAAGUUCAUGUCCCAGCACCCAGAGAUGGACUUCUCCAAAGCCAAGUUCAGCUGAGAGGCUUCUGGGAAGGCUGCACCCCCCACAGAGUGAUGCCUCUGAGUCCAUCUCCUGCAGAACCUCAAGCAUGGAGCCCAGCACUGCUGCAGCACUCUUACUUUCCCUGCUUGGGCUGGUGGAACUAAGAUAGUUUAUCUCUUGUCGUUGUUGUUGAUUGUGGCAGGAGUUUAUUAACCGUUAAGACUCGGUCUGCAUUUAUUGUUCCUGUCCAUGACUUGAUAUUUAAAAAAAUAAUAGUAAAUGUUCUGACCUUUUUAAAAAAAAUAAAUUCAAACCGUA